GUGCCGUGCGGCGCCUUCAGCCCACACGUUUUCCUUUUGAUUCCCGCGGAUGCGGAGGCCACCGUCGGGAUGGGGACGGGGAUGUUGCCGGGCGGCAAAGCGGUGGGGCUGCUCGGCACUUGAUCCAUUCCUUCCUGGCAGUGGUGGCGCAAGUGGCCGGCAGGACAGGUGCCCGGCGCCGCCGGCGCUGCAUCUAGCUGCUUCUCUGGGAGUGGCCGGGUUCUUUUUUAGGGUUAGUUGGAUCCAUGCCACUCCAAUUUUUUGAAAUUGGAUCUCAUGUUGAAAAUCAUGCUAUUGAGUGGCAUGAUUUUCAACAUGACACCCAAUUUCACGGAGUUGUGGUGGCAUGAAUCGAAUUUUCCCUUCUUUUUAAGCCUUGGCUGGUUGCUGUAUCUCGCUGCGGAGGCGUUCCGGGCUGAUCUUGCGGGCGCCUGGGGAGAAGAAGAAGCCAGCGGUCGCUGUGUCUCCUCUUCCGUCUCCUUAACAGUGGUUGCUUGUUCUGCUUUGCUGUGUAGAUUUGCUUGAAUUUUGGGCUCUUAAUUAUACGACGAAUCGCAUCAUUAUCAUGCCAACUUCACUUAGGACGGCACUAGAUAGCCUCUUCUUUUCUAAGCACUUCUCCUGCUUCGUAUGGCAAAUGAAGAAUUCUCUUUUAGUCCUCUUGGAUUGGGGUUUUGGGAUUUCGGUUGAGUAUUAAGGCGUCUCUUUUGUCAACUAAUUCUUGAGGCAACCGUGUACUUUGUAUGUAGAAGUUUCGCCACUGUCCUUUGUUGAUGUUGCAUAACACACUCGACAACAAGCCUUGCCUGCAACAAGAACCUCGUAAACGUAAGAAGAUUGUCUUCACAAACCGUUUACUCACAAUCAUGGGGAUCCUAGCAUCUUAACACUGUUAGUGACUAAUCAAACGGCAGCUCGUGCUAUCCUAAUUUCAUGUUCAAGGCUAUUACGACACCUCUGCACCCUCUCCUUUUUAUUUUGACUAACCGGUAUAUUAAUUCCUUGAAGUGUGAUUCUUUAAUGAAGCUGCAUACUACUUUGUUGGCAAUAUUGCCAUCAACUUGUUUUGUUGAACUAAAGCUGAUGACUUGUACUUUCGGCUUGUGGAUUCAUUCAAGCCAGUAAUGCCUCUACUAUUUUACAACUUCUGGUGGUACAACUUGAUGUUUGGUUGGGUGUACCUUUAAUAUUGUGCAAAGAGCCAUUUACAAUUUGCUAUGAGGAAAAUAUAGAAUGAACAGGAGAUUGGAGAUAGUCUUCGACUUACUAUUCAAUAUGAAAAUAUUUUGUGGUUUUACUAUUCACAGAAGGAUAAACUAAAUGAACAUGUCGAAGAAUCUUUAGAAUAAAACAAGAAAAGAACAUUGAGGUUUCAUUUUUUUGUUCUUCUUUCAAGUCUUUUGUUUAAAAGGAACUCAAAAGUAGUUAGUAAGGAUUGAACUAUAGUAGAUAUAUUAUUGAUUUUUUAUAGAAAUUUCUAGCAAGUCGUUUGUGAAAUUUCUAGCGGCAGUAAUCGUUACGAUCCUUUGCAAUACUCUCUGCUUUCCACUCUUGGUUGUACCUUUUCACUUGGCAAAUGUAUUGCUUCGCUUUUUUAGUGAAAUCUUUAAUUUGAGCUAUAUUUCCGUUCUUUCCAUUCUGACAGAACAUUCAAGCAAAUCUAUGAAACUGCACUGCACUUGAAAGCUGUAACCAUGUCAGAUUGGCCUGCCAAAAUAUUUAGGGAGAAAGAGUUUCAAAUUCUGUCGAGCAAAAGUGAUCUCGGUUUACCUUUUGAGCUCAUCAAAGCUAGAGUGUCUGAAAGACUGAUGCUUGGAGUGAGCAAUACAGGUGCAUCUGCAGAGAAUACACAUCAGUUUAGUUCUAAGACGUGGGGCAUAACUCAUAAUGUUUGCCAAGGAGUCGAAUGCAAGAAUGUUGAUCGUGUUGGUACACCUUUUGGAAGUUCAACGAUGCAAAAAAAAAUGAAUUUAUAUGCUGCUAACACAGUGGUAUCAGAAAGAUUUUCUUUUCAUAAGCUUUCAGAUAUAUCUGUGAAUUCUCAUAAAGUUUUGAGCUCAGACAAUCUGGAGUGGGAUCACUUCCCCAUGUUUGAAAUUAACCGGAAGAUUGACAGUAUACUUAACCCAAGGCACACUGCAUUUGGUACUUCACCUGAUAAGUCUUUUGUUCAGCAGAAAAAUUUGAAGGUAAACAUGUCUACAUCUAAUGUGAUGCCAUUUUCAUCAAAGGAAUAUCAGUUCCAUUCACAUCGAAUAGCUGAUGAGAAUAUAAGUCAGUGCAUAUCUACAGGUGGCAUCCUGUCUCACCAAGAUAAACAUAUUGGUCUCAAUUUUGAUCAGGCUGGGAAAAAACUGAAAGGUCAUUUGUCAAUUGAAGAGUCAAGCUCUUGCAGCAAGAAUGAGACCGAUCCAUCAUGUUCAAUGACAGACAAGCUCUGUGCUAGCAAUCUUAUUGUGAAUGCAAAGGAAGCACCUUGUUGUUCUAAUGAGAACAACUUCAUGUUCUCAGGAAGCAGAAAAGAGAAUGAAAAUGCUGAAGGUACACUCCUGGAAAUGAAAUUAGGAGCAUUAGGAGGAUGCCCUAAGCAACAAAAUUUUGAGAGAGUAGCACAUCAUGGCCCAUUGCUUGGUAGAGAAUGUGAGAUGCAACAGGUCAAUGCUUCUACCACCAGUAAAGGGAGUGAUGUGGGAACUAGUGUUCAUGGUAUUGUCUUUGGUAAUCUAUCACAGAGUGAACAUGAGAAUCUGCAUGCACACAGAGUGAAUUCUGCAACGAAGUUGACAGAAUCCUGUGACCUACCUGGUAAAACUGCAAGCACACUGGCAAUGAAGAGUAAGGUUGAAACAUUGGCCCUUGGGAAACCGUCAAAGGACAUAUUGACAGAUGGCAAGCAAAAAGUUCCCUGCUUAUUUGAAAUGCUAACACUACCUUCCAAAUCACACGGUACAUAUUUCAAUGAUCCCAUAUCUUCAGGUAGAUCUUGCGGCAACAUGGGUAGUUGUUCGCUGGGAGCGCAGAAACAGUUCGCAACUAAGACCGAUACUUUGUACGGUGGCACACAUCAUGCAUCAGGCUUUGCUUCAACGUCAACACACAAGGACUCUGGCUGUCCAAACAUGGCAAAAUCUGAGCAGAUAGCAACUUCAUCUAUCAGAGGAGUUUCAAGCUGCAGUGGAGGAAAUGAAACUCUCAACGCGAGUGCAGGAAAUCACAGGUCUUGUCUGAAAGAAUCGUGCACCAAUAAGCAAGAAUGGAGCAUGUCAAAGACAUCGAGCAUGAACCUAGAUCUAGUUCUUUUUCAGAUAAGCAGAAUGAGGAAUCCAAUUUCCAGUGCUCUAAUUGAGUCACCAGUAUGUUCGGAGCCAAGUGACAGGUGGCCCAAACGUCUGCAAAAUGAUAUCUUGGAUCCUCAUUUGCCUUGUUCCAAGAGAUCAAAGAUUGGAGAUGGUCCACCACCUGGAGGAGCAUGUACCGUCUUUGGUCAAGAGCUUAAUUUUGAUAUGGGAAAAGCUGACAUGAUCAAUCAGGUGAAGAAGGUCCAGCUAAGGUAUGGAAGAUUGAUUAACCAACAAAAUCUAGAAGGCUCUCUUAUUUCGGCAAAAAGUCUAAACAGUUGGAUAGGAAGAUGGUGCCAAUGUGGCACCUCUAUUUACCAUAGCACUUCAAAUGUUGAAAAGCAAACACCAAAAUUUAAUAUGCCACCUGACGAUCUUGAAGGCCAGUUUCCAAGCAUUGCUGCAAUGGCGAUGAUGGGGCGAGCAAUGAACAAGCUGCGGCCUUGUGAACUUCAGAAAAGGGGACCUUCGGUAGUGUGGAAGACACAAGGGCCGUGACAUUUUAAAAGUGUGCUUUUUUUUUUGUCCACUAGCUGUGCCUGUCAGCAGAUAUCUGCAGGUAAAAAAGACGUGUAGCUAUAAUGUGUGAUUGCCUAGUCUAUUCUUGGUCCUAAAUCUUACUCUCUUCUAUUAUAGUGUCUCACACUCUCACCAAUGUAUCUAUUAUGUAUUACAUUUUGUCAUUUGUCUUUUGUGAUCCAUGAAAAACAAGAUCGUAACAUUAAUGGACAA
Panicum virgatum (switchgrass) is the source of this 4070-nucleotide messenger RNA. RefSeq lists its product as uncharacterized. The coding region runs from base 1695 to 3836 and encodes 713 amino acids. Gene Ontology annotation, biological process: regulation of photomorphogenesis. NCBI's taxonomy places the organism in Eukaryota, Viridiplantae, Streptophyta, Magnoliopsida, Poales, Poaceae. The record is from RefSeq and is a predicted model, not a curated record. The transcript has 3 exons.